This is a messenger RNA of Macrosteles quadrilineatus (aster leafhopper), 1108 nucleotides long. RefSeq names its product girdin homolog. Bases 70 to 1077 code for a protein of 335 amino acids. The transcript has 9 exons. Lineage: Eukaryota; Metazoa; Arthropoda; Insecta; Hemiptera; Cicadellidae. The record is from RefSeq and is a predicted model, not a curated record.
CAAACUAAUUGGCAAGCUAAAUUUACUAUUUAUUAGUUAAAUUAAAUAACAUUAAUUUUUUAAAACAUCAUGGUCUUAUCUGAAGAUAAAAUGGCAAGAAUAAUUUCAUUGAAGGAGAGGCAGGAAGAAGUGGUCAGAAUUCUUCACCUACAAUGUGCCCAAAGUGGCAUUCAUGAGAGUGAGGUUUUGUACAUCAGAGAACUGUUAGAUGAGCAAACAGCUAUGAUCGCCAUUUUGAAAGAAGAAAACGUUCAAAUGAAGAAAAGGUUGCCUGAGCUUCAACCGAUGCAUGAAGAAUUUUUAAAAUACAAACAAGACGCUUCUGAUACAAUAACAGUUUUAACAAUGAAGCUAAAUGACAUGCAACUGAAAGCUAUAGACCUUGAACAGAAGUUGGUUCAGUUUGGAAUUGAUGUAGCUGUAAUGGAAACAUCAAAGUCAAAGGAAGUAGAAGACUUCAAAAACUACUGGGAAGUCAAAUUACAGGCUACAGAAGAUCAAUCAAAGAAAAUAAUUGAUGAAAUUGUCAAAAAACACUGUGAAGCAAAGAAAGCGUAUGAAAAUGUGAUCUUAGGACUAAAAGAGCAGAUCGUGCAAAAGGAAGCAGAAGUAGCUUGGUAUCAACUGAUGAUGAAAGAAAGAGAUGGCAGCAUCAAUAAAGAAAUUGGGAACCUUAAAAAGGAGUUAGAGGUCUCAACGAUGAAAAAUCAAGAACUUUUGCAACAAAGGUUGCAUGAAGUCGAGAAACGAGCAAACAAAAUGACAAGGAAAUGUCUUAAACUUCAACAUGACUACGAACAGAGAAUAACCAACUUAAAAAAAGAGAAAGAUCUUCAGGUUCAAGCCCUGCAGAAGUUUGUGUAUAAUGGAGCUGAGAGAGAACAUUGUACGAAAGAAAAUAAAGUGGACGAGGCUAUAAAAGAAUUGGAAUUAAGGUAUCGUAAAAUAAUCAUCAAUUUACAUACAGCAACCCAGCAACAAAGGAAUAAGGACUUGAAGAGGCUGACUACAUUAGAAGAUGCAGAUAUAAAUAUUGAUGACAAGGAAGAAAUUAAAAGUUUAGUUAGAACAAGAUGAACAUAUUCUAAUAAUAAAUUGCUAAAAUUAA